Molecule: messenger RNA, 5861 nt
Organism: Salvelinus fontinalis (brook trout)
Lineage: Eukaryota; Metazoa; Chordata; Actinopteri; Salmoniformes; Salmonidae
Product: ubiquitin carboxyl-terminal hydrolase 49-like
Exons: 7
Coding region: 636-2666 (676 amino acids)
Biological process (GO): protein deubiquitination
Cellular component (GO): cytoplasm
Molecular function (GO): zinc ion binding; cysteine-type deubiquitinase activity
Source: RefSeq, a predicted model, not a curated record
UUUUUUUUUUACAAAUACAUCAAAACGUUAUUUUAUAGAUCAACUAGCUAGCUACUGACAUUGUCAACCUCAGAACUGUAGGGGUUCAUAACGUUAGCUAGCUAUAUUGUAUGUUUUCUGAGAAUGUGUGACUUUAUUCUAGGUUGACCUCCCGGUGUUUUGUUUGAAGAUGUACUCAAAAGUUGAUAUCAGACACAUUUAUCUUUGUUUACAUUGCGGCUCCGUGGAUGCUAGCUAUUUAGCAGACAAAACGUCAGUGAUUUAUUUAAUUUUUUCCGUCGUUGUCAAUCACAUCAACCCGAAGUUGUUGAGUUUUCGCAAGAAAGUGGGUUUCAGACCAGUCUUUGUUCUGAUAGCAAGCCUAGCUAGUAAUGCUAGCUAGCCACCAAACUAUUGAUUGUGUAUUUGUCUUAAAUUGAAGAAAGAACUCCAGCAUAGGGACACAAUUAUGAGUUUAUUCAGGAUCCGGAAUCAGACAUGAGUGAAGCUGACUGACUGCACCUGGGAAGGGCCCUUUUCAUAUGUCGAAAGAACACUGACUUACAUCAGCACACAGUGUUUUUACAGAUGAAUUGCUGCUUGGCACAGGGGCUUGUGUCCUGACUCUGUAGGCAGGCACAUGUGCAUCUGGAGAGAUGGACCGCUGUAAACAUGUGGGACGCCUUCGCCUGGGCCACGACCACUCCAUCCUCAAUCCACAGAAAUGGCGCUGCGUGGACUGCUGCACCACCGAGUCCGUGUGGGCCUGCCUCAAGUGCUCCCACGUAGCCUGUGGCCGCUUCAUGGAAGAGCACUCCCUCAAACACUUCCAGGAGUCACGCCACCCCCUGGCCAUGGAGGUGCGGGAGCUGGACAUCUUCUGCUUCGCCUGUGGGGACUAUGUGCUCAAUGACAACGCUGAGGGAGACCUCAAGCUCCUGCGUGGGGCACUGUCCACUGUGCGCAGCUCUGGCAGGCGCUCCCUGCGCUCCUCUGCAGGGGGGGACUGCACCCCCUGGGUGGGCGAGGGCGGGCCUCAACCAGCCAUGCAAACAGCCCUGUGGCACCGCAGGAAGAUGCUGCUGGGGAAGAUGCUGCGCCACUGGAGGAGCCGGCAGCAAGAGGAGCAGAGCCAGCGGGAGGAGAAACUUGAGCAGGAGAAGGAGGAAGUCCGGCGCCAGAAAAACGAGGUGAAGAGGAGACUCAUGGGAGAGUUUGACAAUUUGCAGCCGAGGAAGAGUGCCAGGCUGCUCACCCAGGCUCCUCGCUCAACCAUCACACUUAUCCCCCUGAAGUUCCGCGACCCUCCGGAGCGUCUGCCUCCACCCAAGAAGCCCUCCCUUCUAUCCCUGAAACCCCCCAGCAAUGGCAGGACUCGUAAACUCAGAGUGCGGAGGUACUACUCCCAUAAGGCUACCCAUCGGAGACUGGCCCCGGGGGUCACAGGGCUACGCAACCUUGGGAACACGUGCUACAUGAACUCUAUCUUACAGGUGCUGAGCCACCUGCAGAAAUUCAGGGAGUGCUUCCUCACAUUGGACAUGUGUGAGACUGAGGAGCUGCUGGCCAAGACCAACCAGGGUGUGGCGGGGGCUGUGGUUGGUGGUGGUAGUCUAGCCACACCAGGCUGCCCUCUGGGACGUGGCAUGGAAAAGGCAGGCAUAGGGGGUCUGCCCACUGGCAGCAAGCAGAACUCGCCCCCCUGCCUAAAUGCAGCAGAACUGGUACAGCCCAAGGAGCCGCGCUCCUCCACCCGCCAGCAGAUGUCACUGUGCCAUGAGCUGCACACUCUGUUCAGGGUCAUGUGGUCGGGCCGCUGGUCGCUGGUGUCCCCCUUUGCCAUGCUGCACUCUGUGUGGAACCUGAUCCCAGCGUUCCGUGGCUAUGACCAGCAGGACGCACAGGAGUUUCUGUGUGAGCUGCUGGACAAGGUGCAGCAGGAGCUGGAAUCAGAAGGCAGCAAGCGCAGGAUCGUCAUCCCCAUCACCCAGAGGAAGCUCUCCAAGCAAGUGCUCAAGGUCCUCAACACCAUCUUUCACGGGCAGCUACUCAGCCAGGUGACGUGUCUGUCCUGUAAGCACAAGUCGAACACGGUGGAGCCGUUCUGGGACCUGUCCCUGGAGUUCCCGGAGCGCUACCACAGCACGGAGAAGGGCUCGGCUGCGUCUCUGGCCUACCAGCGCAGCUGCUCCCUCACUGAGAUGCUGGCCAAGUUCACUGAGACAGAGGCCCUGGAGGGCAGCAUCUACGCCUGCAACCACUGCAACAGGAAAAGACGGAAGACGUCCCGCAAGCCCCUGGUUCUGUCAGAGGCCUGUAAGCAGCUGCUUAUCUACCACCUACCUCAGGUUCUACGGCUGCACCUCAAACGCUUCAGAUGGUCAGGCCGGAACCACAGGGAGAAGAUUGGCGUCCAUGUGGCUUUUGACCAGGUUUUGAACAUAGAGCCCUACUGCUGCACAGACUCUGGCCAGUCGGUCAACAGAGAGGUCUACACCUACGACCUGUCUGCUGUAGUCAUGCACCACGGGAAAGGCUUUGGCUCAGGGCACUACACCGCAUACUGCUACAACACCGAGGGAGGUUUCUGGGUCCACUGUAAUGACUCUGAGAUGAACGUGUGCAGCGUGGAGGAGGUGUGCAACACUCAGGCUUACAUUCUGUUCUAUACCCAGAGGUCUGCCUAGACCCAUCUCCCUCGCACAUUUACAACCUACACCAGGGUGUACUGUCUGCCUAGAGUCAACAACCAGGCCCAUCUGCCAAGGCCUGGCCUGUGGGACUGAGACCUACAUCUGGGUUUGUUUCCUAGAGGUCUGCUUGGUCAUGUUACACUCCAUCUACUAGCUGUAAACCACGAUGUUGCCUAGAUGUGUUUCCAGGCUUGAAACAACUCAGCCCACAUUUGUUGAGUCUGGUAGGCUAACAGCCAUGUGAGAGCUACUGAAUGUUGUACCACAAGGGAAGGGAGGCAAUGUUGAUCCUGGAAUGUGGCAGUGUAAGCAAUGUUUUUUGCUCUAUCCAGGCUCAAGACCAGCUUUUGAUACUGAUGAUGAAUUGCAUAUAUGGUUAGUUAUAUUUUUCACCUGGUGUCAAAGUGCUUUACAUUGUAUAGGAGGUAACUUGCCUCGUCCUCCAAUGUUUAUCUCCCUCCUGGGGUGAUGAACAGCAGCCAUUUGGAGUGGAAUCGGAAUCCUCCUGUGGCUCAACUAAUGGAGUUUUUCAUUGUGGCUCAAGAGCGGAGAUGAUUGAUUGCGUCAGGUGCUUCAGAGCCUGGGUGGAUUACGAGCCUGCAGAUACUAUCAGACACUCCAGAACCAAUGUUGCCUAGCCUACCUCUGUUCUGUAUUCUCAACCACAAUGAGAUGUCAGCCAAAAGCAUUUGUCUCCAACACAGUUGUCAUCUGUAUCUCACUAUGACUUCUUGUUCAUACACAUUCUGCUGUGGAUAUCUCAGGCUUAAAGGCCUUGGUUUGGGCCAACGGCAUGAACAGGGAUAGAUGGUGUGUAGAUAUUCCCAUGUGUACUCGGUUUCCCUACGUUGAAUGGAGGUAUGGGGUUGUGUGGCAGGCAUCCACUUUGAAGAUGGAUGGAAACUAUUGAGCCAACUGGCGUCAUGCUGCACCUUUAUGGAGGAGGGGCCUAGCUUAUUGAUCCCAUGAUCAAUUGGCUUUUGAUCUUUUAAUGACUUCUGUAUGCUGUGGCAGCUCUCUUCUCCUACCUUAAUUGUAGAGGCUAGUUUGGGCUCUGGUUGGAGUCCGAUGUAUUAUAUCUCUGUUCAUGGAUAGAAAUAGAUGGAAGAGUGAACAAAGGACUGAGAAAUUGAAGUGUGUGUUGGGAUAGGAGGGGUACCCAUUUCACGAGUGGAUCACAUGCAAGCAAUAUACGUGUGACAUCAUGACAUGAAAUCAAGAUAAAAUCAGGAAUUCUUCAGCUUUGUAAUACAAUGUAUUUUUUUCUUCUACUCUGCUGUUUCUAUUUGAGGUCUUUUAAAGUAACUGCCCAGUGAAAAUGUAACUUAAGUUAUACUGAACAAAAAUAGAAACGCAACAUGUAAAGUGUUGGUGCAAUCUUUCAUGAUCUGAAAUAGAAGAUCCCAGAAAUUUUCCAUACGCGCAAAAUGUAUAUUUCUCUCAAAUGUGGUUCCCAAAUUUGUUUAUAUCCCUGCUAGUGAGCAUUUCAACUGUGCCAAGAUAAUCCAUUCACCUGAUGUGUGGCAUAUCAAGAAGCUGAUUAAACAGCAUGGUUAUUUCACAGGUGCACCUUGUGCUGGGGUCAGUGAAAGACCACUCUAAAAUGUGCAGUUUUGUCACAAGAAGAAUUUCUGCACAAACGUUCAGAAACUGUCUCAGGGAAGCUCAUCUGCUGGCUCAUCGUCCUCACCAGGGACUUGUCCUGACUGCAGUUCGGCGUCGUUACUGACUUCAGUGGGCAAAUGCUCACCUUCGAUGACCACUGGCACAAUGGAGAAGUGCACUCUUUUUUUUUAUUUUUUUUUUAUACAAGUAUCUGUGACCAACGGCAGUAUAUCUGUAUUCCUAGUGGUGAAAUACAUAUAUUAGGGCCUACUUUAUUUUUCAAUGGACGGAUUUCCUUUAUGAACUGUAACUCAGUAAAAUCUUUGAAAGUGUUGCUUUUUAUUUUUGUGUAAUAUUCUGUUAACUCUUAUCUAAAUAAUGGUGACCCAUUCUAUACUUGUAUUUGUGGCCAAAGUGUAACCGAUGUGAAAUGGCUAGCUAGUUAGCGGUGGUGCGCGCUAAUAGCGUUUUAAUCGGUGACGUCACUUGCUUUGAGACCUUGAAGUAGUGGUUCUCCUUGUUCUGCAAGAGUCGCGGCUUUUGUGGAGCGAUGGGUAACGAUGCUUCUUGGGUGACUGUUGUUGAUGUGUGCAGAGGGUCCCUGGUUCGCGCCCGGGUCGGGGUGAGGGGACGGACUAAAGUUAAACUGUUACAGAAGCAUACAUUUAAGAAAAAAAUACUUUAAAACCCCCACCUCAAACUUGUAUCAGAGUUUCUAAGCUCAACAUCACGAGACGCCCGGGAACGCUUGCGAAACAGACCAGGUCGGGGUUUGAGAAGUCAAAUAAGAGAAGUGAAAAAUUCUUCCAUGUUUGCACAACCUAGAUUCUAUACCAAUGUCUUCAGUAGUUGAACAUGUUAUUACCUUCUGAAAGUGACACACUGAGAUGUUUUCAUUUUUGUCAAAUAAUACUUUAUAUCGAAGGAGUGCCUUUGAUUUGACGGCCUGCAAAUACGCAGUUCGGCGCGAGAUGACCGUUAGACCCGAUUACAUGUUUCUACGCAUGAGCUAUGAGCGAGCCAACAUCGCCAUGACAUCGCCUACAAGUGUGAUCGGGGAUUUCUAUUGGGAAAGCAGUUUUUUGCAUAUCUUCAUACUGUACUGUCUUAGCUUGUAUCUCAAAUAGACCGUUUAAAAAAUGUCCUCAUAGAACAUGAGGAGGAUGAGCUGGCCAAACAACGGUCUACUUAAUGACCGGUAUAAGCCCACACCUUUCCAACAGAAAAGCUGCUUUUUAACAUAUUUAUUUCGAUUUUUUUAGAAGGAAAUCUAUUUUACUCAUAUUGUAAGUAAUUAUAGGUCAUAUUUCAUAGAAAUGCUGGGCAGUUACUUUAAUAGUUUGCCAGGUAAUGAAGAUAUAUUGUACUGCUGGUCUUGAUAUGAAUCAAAUAAAUUAAUUUGUGAACUGUUUCAACUUUUACAAUCUAAUGACGAUGAAUGUCUUACUUUGAGGUCAGGUGAGGCCUUUCCAUUGGCCUGUCAUGAUCUCUUGAGUUCAGUCCUUUAUUGUAAAAGCACCUGUUAUCAAUGUAAUAGUCAAAUGGGGUUUGCCGGUUAAUACUGAUUAAAAAAACAAGAAAUGA